Molecule: messenger RNA, 2401 nt
Organism: Mizuhopecten yessoensis (Yesso scallop)
Lineage: Eukaryota; Metazoa; Mollusca; Bivalvia; Pectinida; Pectinidae
Exons: 2
Coding region: 92-2143 (683 amino acids)
Molecular function (GO): zinc ion binding
Source: RefSeq, a predicted model, not a curated record
CUCUGAAAUACCCGGAUCAUGUCUAACAGGCACUACCCAACUGCCAUACAACGCCAACAGUUACCAAGCAAUUUCCCGAUUAAGUUCCAACAUGGCCGAAGCCUACCCUACACCUGAAUACAAGUGUUUGUUGUGCAUGAAGCCGUACAACCAGCCGAGGGAGCUACCGUGUAGCCAUAGUUUUUGCUGCCCUUGUCUGACGACAUAUAUCGAUAAAGAGCACAGGACUGCAGAUGAUGACCGUCACUACUUUCCAUGUCCAGUUUGUGACAAACCAACCAGCCCUAGUGACGUCAAUACGGAUGUAGACACCUGGGGGACCUCGUUUCCGAUAAACAAUCUCUUUAUCAACCCCACAACAAAGUCGUCAGAUGACCAGAACUGUCAGGCGUGUCGAAGGGUUGGGGAAUCCAACCCUGCUGUUGUCUGGUGCACUGGCUGCACUGAGAACCUCUGUAAAGAGUGCAGAGGUUUUCACGACCGAAACAAAAUGACAGCAAAACAUCGACUUGUUCCCAGCAAAGAUGGAGGAUUAUGUGAUACAACGGUAAACGAAAACUGUCCUAACCACGAAGGACAUUCGUUGGAGGAUUUCUGUCUUGAUCACAGCUCUAUGUGUUGUUGUAUAUGUGUGGCCAUUUCACACAAAAACUGCAACCAUAUCAAACCAAUAGAUGAUGUGAUCAAGACAACCUUUACUGGACAACCUGCACUCGAGACAGCAUGGCAGAUUAUCAAAGACGAGGCAACGACGAUGUUAGAGGACGAUGAGUCUGAGAUGACAUUCCUUAACACCAAAGAAAAGGAAGUAUCAGUGGAGAUGACGCGAAAAAUACAGCAAGCCAAAGACAAGCUUGAUGGUCUCAACACAACAUUUCAGUCGAAACUCGCGGAUCAGUGCAAAGUACCCAGACAACAGCUUUCUGCUCGAAUGGAAUGUGUCAAGAAAUUCCAAACAAAUGCAGAAAAUUCUAAUAUUCUAAUGACUCGUUUUGACAAGCAAGGUACGGAUCGUCAGCGAUUUGUUAUGAGAGAGAAAACGAAACAACAGGUAUCAGGACAUUACCGUCGUAUGGAUCAAGCCACCAAGAGGCAGCCUAACACGUUUGAACUGAAACUCAAUAUAGGAACUGUUAUUGACGACAUAAACAAGAUGACAACCAUUGGGAAUGUUGACGUGAUAUCGAAUAUAUCAUCGACCUCACAGAAUGCGGAUUCACGUAUCGGUUCCUUGCUUGGGACUCUGAUGUCAACACCUUCAGCUACAACAUUUGCCGACUCUACUUCAGCGUCCGACCUCCUCGAAUCUCCAACCAAAGGACCGGUGACAGUGGAUGUUUGGACUGGUUCCGUAUCCUGUGUACUCUCGGUCGCCAGACGUUCACUGGCAGGAAGACAGCCGACAAACUUGAGAGGAGGAAUGUUUACUGAUAACGGUGAAUUACUUGUCACAGAUUACGACAACUGCAGACUCGUGUUGUUUGAUGACAAGUAUCGCUACAAGGGAGAAUACAAAGUAGAAGGAAACCCAUAUGAUCUAACGCGUGGCCUUAAUACUGAUGAGAUACUUGUUAGUAUUGGAGACAGGGGAUUUUUGAGAUGUACACUACAGAACGGUCAGCUGACUCUAAUCGACAUAAACCUCGUAACAGCCGACGUCUAUGGAAUAGCAGUUCUCGGAGAUAACACCCUGCUUAGUACUGGUAAUAGUGUGAAAGUCGUGUCAUCAGAUGGAAUAAUGAAAAAGAAAAUACAGAUGAAGAGUAGACACGUCGGACACAUUGCUGCAUCUAUAUCUACGUCAACGUUUUACUACAGUGAUGGUGAUGACAUCGUGUGUAGACGACUAGACAGCGAUGAAGAAGACUAUAGAUACAGUGACCCUUGUCUGCGGGAUCCUAGAAGUAUCGGACUGGACCGUGAUAACAAUGUAUAUGUGUGUGCAUGUGACUCCACCAAUGUUUACAUUGUUUCACCUGACGGGUCACGUGGGAAGGUACUAGUUCCCAGUCUCUCUAGUAUCAGACGUUCACACGGGAUAAUUGUCCAUCCCACCAAACAGGAGUUCGUAGUCACAUCCUACAAGGAGACAACUUCACUUGAGGUGUACAGAUUCAGUGACAAUGCCGGUGUUGCUCAAUAAACUCAUUGGUGACAUUCUAAGUGGUGCUCGUUGUUACAAUGACACAACUAUCGUAAAUGACAGUUUAAACACAUCAAACCUCUUGUUAGAAAUUAAAUUAAGUAACCAAAAUGUAGGGUAUUUAUAUAUAUAUUACCCAUAUAAUUUAAUCUUGUAACAAACCUUUUCAUUGGCCUAAGAAUUUAUGUUAUCUGCAGGGCCCACUUGUAUAAAACAUCUCAAAGUUAAGGAAAAUCUCAAGCAAUGUAUUGUCUAUAG